AUGAUCUUUACAGUGUUCGCUCUCGCGAAGCAGGCUAUGCUCAGACGACUUGAGAAAGAUACUUCGAUUUGCAUAUUAGUUAUCUCUCCUCUUACCAGCAUAGCUGCAGACCAGAUAGCGCAGAUGGAAUCAUUUGGUUUUAAUGCUGUAGAGCUUACUGAACUAACUUUAACAGAUGUCAUACAUUCUCCACCAAACUUUAUUUACUCCAGUGCAGAACGCGCUACGGAACGAGCAUUUCUUGAGGCGCUGAAGGAUGACUGUAGUCUCCUACAUCAACGUACAGCGUCGAUCGUUGUAGAUGAAUCACACACUGUGGAAACGUGGACAGGGAAAAGGUAAAAGUACAUACUCGAGAUUUCGAGUUCGAAUAGAAUGAUAUUUAAGAAUGAUGCACAAACAAAAUAAAUGUAUAUUAAAAUAUUGAAAGUUCGAGAUUCAGUGGUCUGUCGUAUAAAUUGCAACAGUUUUAACCAGAGCUUUAACAAAACAAUAUGAUAAAAUUGUAAUUAUAAUUGGCUCUGAAUCGAUGAGUUUGAUAAUUAAAAAUUGUAAUUUGGAAAGUUACCCAGCGUGACAUACUUCAUGGGAAGAUGUUUUAAAAAUGUUUAUUUUGCAACAAAUGCCAACAAUUUAAUCAUGAUUUUUUCUGUGUUGGUGUAAUGUAUUCAGGUGAGUAUGAUGCUUGUGAUGUUAUAUCCACACCGGGCAAGCUUGAAAAAUAUGCCUGACCACGGUGGGAAUCGAACCUACGACCUUUGGAAUACUAGCCCAAUGCUCUGCCAACUGAGGUACGCGGUCGGGUUAUUUUUCAAGCUUGCCCGGUGUGGAUAUACACUCAGGGUAACAUCACAAGCAUCAUACUCACCUGAAUACAUUACACCAACACAGAAAAAAAUCAUAAUUAUUAGAUUAUAUUGAUAUUGAAGGAAGUAGAUUCUGUUCCGAAAUAUCACAUAUUCGAACCGACCAGACCGCGUAGCUCAGUUGGUACAGCAUUUGGCUAGUAUUCCAAAGGUCGUAGGUUCGAUUCCCACCGUGGUCAGGCAUAUUUUUCAAGCUUGCCCGGUGUGGAUAUACACUCAGAGUAACAUCACAAUCAUCAAUUAAAUCAUGCAUAUUAUGUGUAAAUUUUAGGAAAAAUAAAUGUAAGAAAGCAAAUAUGAACAAGGCAUUUAGAAGCGCUUUCGGAAAACUCUCACUUCUGCGUUCGAUGUGCAAAAAAGGUAAGCAAUUUUACCAAAUUAUUUUAUUCUCUUCAGCAAGUCACCUGUCCCAGAAGUUCAAAACACUGAAACAUAUUCCCAUGCAGUAUUAAAGUAAUUACUGUAUGACUAGUAGAAACAUUAAACACAUAAUUUAAUUAAGCAAAUGCUUGGGAAAUGAUGCCACAUGCUGUUUGUUAAUUUUGUGAUGAUGUGGGAUAAGAAAAAGUUUCAUCCUUUCGAUACAAGCCGACUCAAACAAUGUACCAUUUGAAUGCAGAAAAAGUUUAUUGUUUCAUGUAUACAUGGAGUCUGGUUGAUGUGAAUUAAUACACCAUUAUUUAUAUAUUUAUUUUAGAUUGUCCCUUGUUGGCUUUAACUGGAACUGGAGACAAAAGCACUCAAGAUACUAUUUGCAAUGAACUUCUGUUAAAGGAGCCAACCAAAUUAUUUGUAAGUCCAAACCGUCCAAAUCUUAGAUUUUCUGUGCAUAAAGUGAAAAAGGAUGACAUGCUUGCCCAAUUGAAUUGGUUGAUCAGCUUGAUAGAAGAAUAUGGCAUAAACACGCCUAAAACUAUCAUAUUUUGUGACACCAUGUACACUAUUGCCAGCGUUUGCCAAUUAUUUGAUGAUGCAAUUGGGGUGUAA
Paramuricea clavata is the source of this 1853-nucleotide messenger RNA. The record is from the annotation of a GenBank genome assembly. NCBI's taxonomy places the organism in Eukaryota, Metazoa, Cnidaria, Anthozoa, Malacalcyonacea, Plexauridae.